This is a messenger RNA of Nomascus leucogenys (northern white-cheeked gibbon), 1153 nucleotides long. RefSeq names its product testis expressed 47 (gene TEX47). Gene Ontology annotation, molecular function: blue light photoreceptor activity; FAD binding. The record is from RefSeq and is a predicted model, not a curated record. NCBI's taxonomy places the organism in Eukaryota, Metazoa, Chordata, Mammalia, Primates, Hylobatidae.
UUGAAGUGUUUGUCGAGAUACCCGUAUUAAGAAACUUGGCGCUCUGGUCCUUUAAUGGUGCUGACAUUCUGGCUCACGUAUGCCCGAGGGAAGGCAGAACACAGGACAGCUGAGAACACCAGAGGACUGGCAGUUGGGAGCCUGAUGGAGGACAAGUAGGGCCUCGAGGACAGGUACGUGACAGAAGCACAGGGAAAAAAAGAAAAAUGAAGAAAUAAAAACACGACGUCAUCACUAAAGAGGUACCCUGGCAGCAUAAAUAUUAUGAAAAGCUAAAAACUGGAAUCAUCUGGAAAAAUAAAUAAGGCUCCUCAUGUCCUUUUCGGUCCAUAACCAGAAGGGCAGCAAAAGGCCUUUGCCACUGGAGCCUCUUCUUUUUCUCCAAGUCCCACGUAGCAAUUACCUGCACUUUCAAGAAGAGAAACAACGACUACACCUAAAGAAAUUCCUUCUUCAUAGGAUGUUUCUAGUGGCCAAGAUAAAAGCAAAUGUAGAAAGAAAAGAUGUUGCUGACUACUAUGAACAAAUGUUUCAGUCAGUUUUGAAACAUCACCUAGGAGAAGCAGUGACAGGAUUGCUGCUCAUCUAUCCCACUUCCAUUCUGCAUAUCCUCGAGUCCUCCAGCGACACUCUCUACCAAGUUCUUUUAGAUUAUAUUGGCCGUGACAAAGAUGAAACAGUAUUUUUUAUUCAACAAAUGAAAAUUAUAGUCAUUUCUCAUAACAUUCCAAUGAGGCUUUUUAUGCAAUGGCAUGUUUCAGUGAUAAAAGUUCCAGUUAUGUAUCUCGAUGAUGUGACACAGUCACAGUCCCUAAAAGAGGUCAUCACAGAUUUUCUCACACAAACUCAUAAACUGUCACUCUACAUUUGCAAGACUCUGAAAGUAGGCACUAAAGGACCAGGCGAUAACUUACACCAAGUUGCACCUGACCUACUCCUCCCAGAACAAAUCAUAAAGUACUUGUGCAAAUCCAAAGAAUUCAUGGACCCGGCAACAUUUAUAAACAUGUAUGAUAGACCCAUACACAUCACUCUGGAUUCUGAGGUGGUAUGGCCUGCUCCUUCAUGUUUCUAGGAUUCAGAGGGAUAAUGUGCCCAUGUCUCUUAAGGAGUUUGUGCUACUUAAAUAAAAAAGAAAACAUUUUUAAAGUUA